This is a messenger RNA of Thamnophis elegans (Western terrestrial garter snake), 1364 nucleotides long. RefSeq names its product myoglobin-like. The record is from RefSeq and is a predicted model, not a curated record. Bases 211 to 1002 code for a protein of 263 amino acids. Gene Ontology annotation, molecular function: oxygen binding; heme binding; iron ion binding. NCBI's taxonomy places the organism in Eukaryota, Metazoa, Chordata, Lepidosauria, Squamata, Natricidae. The transcript is spliced from 3 exons. Gene Ontology annotation, biological process: oxygen transport.
AAUCAAGGCGUGGGUAUCAGGAGGGAAGGGGGGAAGCGGGUGCCCUGUUGAGGCUGCUGCAAGACAAUGUCCCUGCAUUGCCGCCUACUCUGAAGCCCGGCAGCCUCGACCCAGGAAAGGAAGCCAGGGAGGCCAAACCCUGCCCCCCAGUGCCCGGGCACCGGCCCACCAUCCCCAGGCACUGGUGCCCAGGAAGAAGCCCCAGACCAGAUGCCACAAAGCCCUGCCAGCAGGAGGCCCUGUGGAGCCACUGCUCGCCGGCUCGUCUCCACGGGAGCCGCCGGGCUUCCUGCCAGGAAAGCAGCCCGGGCUCCUUCGAGAGGCAGCCCUCCCAGCGACAGAAGAGCCGGCGCUGGGCCGCCGCCCUCAGCCCGCUUGCCAGAGGAGAGGCGCUGGAGUCGACUCGGGGAGGCGCGCCCGGUCGAGCCAAGACCACCCGCUUCAGAUCCACUGAAGGGUCUGACAGAAGGGGACCAGCAACUGAUCCGAGGUACUUGGGGAAAGGUGUUUGACAAUGCUGAAGAAAAUGGCAGAAUUGUUAUCAUCAGGUUCUUCACAGCGUGCCCAGAGAGUAAACAGUUUUUCAAGAACAUUCCAGCUGAAGGGGACCUGAUGAUGAUCCCGGAGGUGGGCUUCCAUGGCCGCAGGAUCAUGGUGACCCUGAACCAGCUGAUUGAAAGCAUGAGUCACUGGAAGCAAGCCUGCAAGCUCAUUGAGCGGCUGGUGGGAAGCCACAAGAACAUACACAAGGUCCCGUUAGGCAUGUUCCAGGUAGCUAAGAAGGGAAGCAGACCCAUGAUCUGCCAUGGGGCAGCUGAGGUAACUGCAUGGAGGCUUCCCCAGAGGGGAGAUUUCUGGCACACAGUUGCCUACCUGCCUGCCUGCAGUAUCAAUGACCUGACCCCAGUGGGCCACGAGAGCUUCUGCAGAAAGACAGAGCACCUGGUGGGAGUCCCCUUGUUUGCAUGGUGCCUUCCGGAGGCUCCCAGCCAGGGCAGGUGAUCUUGGAGGUGGGUGGGAGUCCUCUAGAGCUUGUCUCAGAUGGUCCUCUCAUAGCUCUGCCUUUACCUAGUUCCUAUUUCAGGCCAUUCUCUCUGUCUUCCAAGAUCUCCUCAAAGAAGAAUUUACUGAUGAUGCCCAGUUAGCCUGGGAGAAGUUUUUCCUGAUUCUUCAAGAAGAAAUUGAAGCUGCUUAUGCACAAGAAGAGAAGCUUUGAACAAGCCCUGACUGACAUUAAGCAACUGGGGAGCGGACCCCCAUCUCAUUGUGCUUGUAUUGGAGGAAAUAAAAAAUAAAUGAAAUCAAAUAUAAAUAGAAGGAAAUGAAAUGAGUCCUUGAAUAAAGUGCUGGUUAUUUCUCCUCCA